Molecule: messenger RNA, 1173 nt
Organism: Ichthyophthirius multifiliis
Lineage: Eukaryota; Ciliophora; Oligohymenophorea; Hymenostomatida
Exons: 3
Biological process (GO): cilium assembly
Cellular component (GO): intraciliary transport particle B; cilium; centrosome
Source: RefSeq, a predicted model, not a curated record
AUGUCAUACAGAGAAUUACGUAAUUUUUGUGAAAUAAUGAGAGGUCUUGGAUAUUCGCGUCUGAUUUCCAUGGAGAAUUUCCGUAAGCCAAAUUUCGAAUUAAUAGCAGACAUAUUAUAUUGGUUAGCUACAAGAUUUGAUCCUUAAGCUGAUAUUCCCGAAGAUAUUUAAGAAGAAAGAUAAAGAGUUGAAUUUAUAAAGUAAAUUGCGAUGCUUUUUGCGACAAAAACUCGCAUUAAAUUAAAUACUAGAAAGCUUUAUUAAGCCGAUGGUUAUGCUGUUUAAGAAAUACUUAAAGUUGCUUCUGUUUUAUAUAAAGCAUACAAUUCUUCACCUGCUGAAGAUGAAGAAGUAUAAGCAUUUACAUUACCAAGUAAACUUUCUAAUGUUAAAUUACAUAAAUAAGUUGCUAAUGAUAUUACUGAUACUGCUUAGAAAUUAUUUGAUUUAUUAAAUAAAGAAGAAACUCUUAGAUCACAUAGAGAUAAAGCACUUGGAUUUUUGGAUUCUAUUUCUAGAAAUUUAGAAUCUAAUAAUGAAUAGGCUCAUAUAGAAAAAUGUGUAAGAUAACUUAUUGAAUAAUAAGAUUCAGGAAUUGUUGAUAUGUAAAAUUAUGUAAAUAAUUUGUAAAAAGAGUAAAAAACAUUAGAAGAAAAAAUAAAAAAAGUAACUUUUGAAUUAGAUAAAUCUUCGAAAUAAUUAUAAAUUUUAUAAAGAAUGAAACCUGCUUAUAUGGAAGAAUAUACUAGAUUAGAAGUUGAAUUAGAAAAACUUUAUUAAAUAUAUAUUGAGAAGUUUAGAAAUUUAGAUUAUUUGGAACAUCAAUUGGAUGUAUAUAAUUAAAUAGAAUUAAAGAACUUUAAACACAGCUAAGAAAAGAGAAAAAAAAUAAGAGAAAAGUUAAUUGAAGAAGAAAAAAAAAGAAUGAAAGGAGACGAGGAAUUUGCUGAAGGUUCUUUAGAUAAUAAAGGAGAUAAAAAUAGUUCAAGAGAAGUUUCACCUAAUCCUUAAUCUAAGUAAAUCAAUUAAAUGAAAUUUAAAGGAACUAUCUAGCAUACUGUUAAAGAAGAGGAAAAUUCUCAUGAAGGCGAAGAAGAUGAUGAAGAUGUCGAUUUGGAAGAUUCUAAUGAAUAAAUGUAAGAAGAUGAAGGAUCUGAUGAUGAAGAUUUUUGA